AGAACCAAAAACAUUGAGGGGAGGACCUGUUGAUCCAACAAAGCUGGUGGUGGAUCUGGCUCCCAUGGAAAUUCGAACUUUUACGAUCAACUUCUUGUCCAAGCACUCGACUGCAGAAAAUUAAAGUUUGGGUUUUCUGCUUUCUGCAUUAGAGAAAAGAUGGAGAUUGAUCUUACACCAAGGUUGGCUAAGAAGGUUUAUGGAGGAGAUGGUGGUUCCUACUCUGCCUGGUCCCCGUCACAGCUUCCCAUGCUCCGUGAAGGUGACAUCGGAGCUGCCAAGCUCUCUCUGGAGAAGGAUGGCUUCGCUGUCCCCAGUUACUCUGACUCUGCUAGAGUUGCUUAUGUCUUUCAAGGCAAUGGAGUAGUCGGAAUUGUUCUGCCGGAGAAGGAAGAGAAGGUUCUUCCAGUGAAGAAGGGUGAUGCUAUUGCCCUCCCUUUUGGAGUUAUCACUUGGUGGUACAACAAGGACGACACUGAGUUUGUGGUUCUUUUCUUGGGUGACACCAAAACAGCUCACAAGAGGGGAGAGUUCACUGACUUCUAUCUCAAUGGCUCCAAUGGAAUUUUCACUGGCUUCUCAACUGAGUUUGUUGGUCGUGCAUGGGAUUUGGAGGAGAAUGUUGUGAAGACUCUUGUUGGCAACCAAACCGGCAAGGGCAUUGUUAAGUUGGGGGCUGCUAAUAUGCCUGAGCCAAACAAGGAACACAGAGAUGGGAUGACAUUGAACUGUGAAGAAGCUCCUCUCGAUGUUGAUAUUGAGGGUGGUGGACGAGUUGUUGUCUUGAAUACUAAGAACCUUCCUCUGGUGGGUGAGGUCGGACUCGGUGCUGAUUUGGUUAGGCUGGAUGGAAGUGCAAUGUGCUCGCCUGGAUUUUCUUGCGACUCUGCAUUGCAGGUAACCUAUAUUGUUAGGGGUAGUGGCCGCGUCCAAGUUGUAGGCGUUGAUGGGAAGAGGGUUCUAGAAACUACUGUUACAGCUGGUAACUUGUUCAUCGUUCCUCGAUUCUUUGUGGUUUCAAAGAUUGCUGAUCCGGAAGGCUUGGAGUGGUUCUCGAUCAUCACCACCCCAAAUCCAAUAUUCACUCAUCUGGCCGGAAGCAUUGGUGCUUGGAAGGCAUUAUCUCCUCAGGUGCUUGAGGCUUCCUUUAACGUCGAUUCAGCUACUGAGAAGCUCUUCCGAUCCAAGAGAACCUCUGAUGCAAUUUUCUUCCCUCCCCCCAAGUGA
Molecule: messenger RNA, 1227 nt
Organism: Argentina anserina (silverweed cinquefoil)
Lineage: Eukaryota; Viridiplantae; Streptophyta; Magnoliopsida; Rosales; Rosaceae
Product: glutelin type-D 1-like
Exons: 2
Coding region: 160-1227 (355 amino acids)
Molecular function (GO): nutrient reservoir activity
Source: RefSeq, a predicted model, not a curated record